Moneuplotes crassus is the source of this 1200-nucleotide messenger RNA. The record is from the annotation of a GenBank genome assembly. NCBI's taxonomy places the organism in Eukaryota, Ciliophora, Spirotrichea, Euplotida, Euplotidae.
CAUUAUGGAACAAUUCUACAAGAAUAAAAGUAGUGAUUAAACACCUAUCUUGGUUAGAUUACUAUUUUCCUCCCUUCUAAUAUAUAAAUAACAGACUAUUUGGCCUAAUUUAUCGCUGUUAAUUUCCUUAAUUCAUAUCUUGACUUUUAAGACAAACUUUUUUCUAAAAUUAUUCAUAAAUACAUAUUGUAAACUUUAUAAGAGAAGGAAUCAUUCAACUCCUAUAGUAGUGAGAAAUCCAGGAGCUUAUACACCCAGGUUAUACAGGACACAGCAAACAUCUCGGAACAUGGAAGGAGGGUUCGGCCAAAUGCUCCCAAGCUCUCCAGUUACCCCAAGGUAUAUAAAUAGUGGCAAUUAUCUUUACGUUGCUGACUAUUAUAAUCCUAAUAAAGUCUUGAGCUUCGACGGGUUCACUAGCUCACCUUACUACUUAAGAAGGCAUAAGAGUGUUGCUAAAAAUAAAGAUUUGAAGAAUAUUACGACUAAGUUUGGCAAGAGUAAACAGAGAAGAAGUACCAUUUCUGGCUCUCCGACAAAAUCAGUCAGAUGCUCUCCUGCGAAAAAGAGCCUAACAGAUAGACCAAGAAGAGGAGGUAUCCUUGCCAGGAAGAAUCUUACUUGCAAACAUGAAUCUAAUAAAUUAGAGAUGCUGAUGAACCUCAUCUAUCGUACACCGAAUGUAGACCUGAUUGAAAAUAGGAUCGAUGGACUGAUAAGAAGUAGCUCUAUAUUGGACAAAGUCGAGAAGAGAGUAGCUCACUCCGGCAUUAAGACUUACAGGUUUUCUCCUAAUUUACUGAAGAAGAUAAUUCCAAAGAAGAUAAAAUUCUCCAAAUUCAAAUAUAACCCUCCGUUAAAAUAAAGAGAACACAAAGGAUGUCGUCAAGCACAGCUUGAAAGAUCAAAUUGUACUAGAUGAAAGACAGGAAAAGAAGAAAAUGGACAAAUUUGCACAAAUAUGAUUAAAAAUGUUUACUAAUAGUAUUACUAAACGUGUCAGAGCUAAACAGAGAAAGGAUAGGUUCGGAGAAAUCACCAAGAUUAAUGAUAGACUAAGAGCAAAGACAAAGAUAGUGAGAAUCAGAGAGAAAGAGUUGAAGGAUAAUAAGAGCCUCGGAGCAGUGGCUGAGGUGAGAGGUUGUUGGAGACAAGAAGAUCUUGACCUCAUUUAAUUUUUCAAUUUUAAAUUACCCAUAA